Leptinotarsa decemlineata (Colorado potato beetle) is the source of this 526-nucleotide messenger RNA. RefSeq lists its product as uncharacterized. The record is from RefSeq and is a predicted model, not a curated record. Lineage: Eukaryota; Metazoa; Arthropoda; Insecta; Coleoptera; Chrysomelidae.
GUCUCAUUGACAAGGUUUGUUUUGACUAAAUGUCACAAAGUUUUAUGUUUUAUUUUCUGGAUACAAGAAGCCUCCACACUUUACUUAUAUAAAAAUAGUAACGUUUGCAAUAAUGGCUCUACCAAAAACAGACAAAAAGAUCAAAGACAUGGUACAGGCUGAUGAAAUGUGGAAAGUUUAUAUCCGAGCUGGUGAUGACUCUGAGAAAAUUUGGAGAUAUAACUGGGGUUGGAUGCUUGACGAAUACAAGGAUUUGAAACAGAAGAUGGACGAGAAGACAGCAACCUCUGAACUCUUAAAACGAGUAACGAAGGAAAAAAAGAGAGAUAAUAGGGUUUUAGGAAAUUUUCCUUUGUCAUUAAACCACUGGUAUGGUUGGCUGGCUGAAAAAAAAGAAUACCAUUUAGAGAGUAUGACGAGUCCGGACUUUUUCAAACCUCUUCCGCUACCUGAAAUAUACAGGGUAACUGAAAAAUGAAGAUAAUCCUCUGUAGGGAGAAAAAUUUAUUGUUAUUUUUUCUGACAU